CCGUUUAAUCCGAUCGCAAAAGCUGUCCCGCGCUGGAGCAGAGACCAGGCCCUAGGACGGACCUUGCCACUACUCGCUCUAUUGGAAGUUGAUCGACUUGGUGGACAGCCCAGCACAGCUUCUCGGCGACUCCUACUGCGUCGCGUUGUAAAGGCCCAAGAAACAGCUCCAUCAUCGGCCUUCCAUUCUCUAACUGCACGGCGCAAGCACCGCAGUCUUCCCCCCUCGGCCAUGAAUGGCUCGUCCGUGAGGCGACCGCACACGCUCAGGACGCUCCGCGACCGGACGAGGCUUGACAUGUUGCUAUUGAUGCUGACGCUGGUACUGAUGCUUCUCGGCGUUGCGACGUCGCCGGUCGCGGCCGCGGCCUGUACGAACGCCAGCACUUUAGUGGAGGGCGAGUCGGACUCGACUGCCGUCGUGUACGACGCCAGCUGCAACGCUCGCAGCUUCCAGGUCGUCGUGAGCUCCACAGUUGAGCGGAGUUUGAACUUGUCCAACCUGGACGUGGUGGAGGUCAGGAGCUAUCCGCGAGUAUAUCAAUUGUAAGAAACCAGGACAGGAACAGUACGCUACGUUGGACUCUCUUACAGUGUAUAAUGGACUAUUUGGACUGUUAGGUUGCUCAACAAUAAUGAGCUCGAGACGUUCGCGCCCGCAGACUCGGACAACGACAUGGAAGACUUGGAGCUGGCCAGUAACUUCAUCACGGACUUGUCGAGCUUUAACUUCCCUCGACGACUGAAUUAUCUGGAUCUGAGCUCGAAUUCGAUCACGAAGCUGUCGUCGGCUACACCCUGGCCUGAGUCGGGCGAGUUACAGACGCUUCUGCUGCAUGGAAACUCGCUCAGCUCGGUGGGUGUCGACACGUUCACGAAACUGGUCGCGCUGCAGUCAUUGUCGCUGUCGAGCACGGGCAUCUCCAACCUGGACGACCUCAUGUUGCCGGUCUCAUUGCGUACACUAAACGCGACCAAGAACUCGUUUACAAGCGCGUCAACCAACUUCUCCAACCUACCGACGGCUCUACAAUACCUGGACCUGAGCAGCAACCUCCUUACAGUGUUCCCGACCAUCGUGUCUUCUCUGACUACACUCGUGGAGCUGAACCUCGAGUCCAACGGGAUCAAACAGAUCAGCGGUGUGACCUUCGCGUCCACGCUUCGUAAAGUUUACCUGGGGGACAACCCGCUGUCCACAAUUGAGAUCUGCCGUUCGGACGUGAGUGUUUUUCAGAGUCUGGCGGAGUUUACAGCCCCGUCGUCUGUCUCGAGCACGUGCUCGAACUCCAAGGCGACUAGCGAGGAGAUUAAUGGCGUCAACUUCUGUGUGCUGGAGGACGACGACUGCGUCAUCGCGUCUGCCAUUGACUCGACGACCGGCAGUAUGACUCAGGCGGAUAUCAACGACAUCUCGAGCUCUAAUGACGCAGCCGCAUCCGCGGAGAGCACAAACUCGGACUCGUCGUCGAUUUUCUCGGCUGAAUCCAUCGGAGUCAUCGGUAGCACCUUUUUCCUUAUCGGUAUCCUCUUGAGCGCCUUAGUGUUCGGGUUCAUAUGGAACAAGCGGAGGAACAACGACGACAACCCGUCGCGUCGUGCUGCUAUGAAAGUGAACCGCGACAGGCGCUUAGGAAGCAGCGGCGGCAACUUUAUGGUGUUCACGAGCAGCGGGCGUAUCACGCGCGCCGUCGGCAACAACCACGACGAAUACCGCGACACGGACAGCAAAAACGACAACAACAGCACGUUCGGAGACAGUGGUGGGAAGACGCCGGGCGAGGCAGCGUGGGGCAUGUACGAGAGUCCUCUGGACAAGUACAACCCUGUGGCUCUGCUCGAACCGAGCCCCAAGGACAGCAGCUUUCUCGGCGCCAGCACGGCGUCACUGCAGGUGCGCAGCAAGAUCAAGAGCAAGAUCAAUCUGGACGACCUGCUCGUGUACGAGAUCCCGCCCGAGGAGAUUCAGAUGCGGCGUGCGCUGCACAUGUCGUCGUCUAAAAAGAGCAGUAAGGCGGCGUUGGCGUUGAGCAGCGUGGGCGUGGGCAAUUCUCGCAAGGUGGAUACGGCUCUGUUUCUGGCUGAAUAUCAGGGCUACAAGGUAGUGAUCCAGGCGCUCAUGCGCUCCAAGAAGCGUCUGGAGAAGCGCUUCGUGGAGCAGAUCCGUUUGGCCGCAGCGUUGGACCACGCGUCUAUCGUGCAUUUUAUCGGUGUUACCACUGGUUGCAGUACGACGGCCAGCCGUCGACGCGGUAGCAGUGCUGCCGCGCCAGUACAGGGGCCGUACAACAGCUACGGCCCGACCAACAGCAUGAGCGAGAGCAUGGCGUCCAAGAGCAGAUAUCCGAACAUGGGCGCGCCGGCCUGGCAUCUUGGUGUGGUGUUCGAGUACAUGCAGCACGGUUCUCUGGCUGCAAUGUUCGAGUCCGAACGCCAUCGUCGCGAAGGCAAAGGCUUUUACCCAAACAGCAGCGUGGCGGCGGCGAUCGGUAGCGGCAACGGCAACAUCUUUAGCUGGUACCCGGUCUUCGCGAACUCGAGUGCGAGCGUGAACGCCAACCCGAACGCGGACUGGCGGUGUAAGCUGUCUAUUGCUUUGGAUGUGGCUAUGGGACUGGUCUACCUUCACGCCAACAAUUACGCGCACGGCCGUGUCUGCGCGCGCAAGGUGCUGGUGAAUGAACAGGGCGAGGCUAAGCUGAGUGCGAUGGACGUAUUGCUGCCUUCGGAUCUGGCGUCGCGUAAGGAUGAGAACAACAACGCGACGGACGACUUCCGUGGCUCGCUGAGAGAGAGCGCUUUGUGGACGAUGCAAAAGAUCACGGGCAUGCGCCCGACGCGUUCGUCUAAGGCCCUAAAGCAGCAAACGUCCGGGAACUUGGGCCGUAGCCGCUACGCGAACAACAGCGGAGAGAGCGACGUGAGCGGAGUGAGUGGUGUUAGCAGCGUCACGCUGGACGACAACCACAGCCAGAGCGGCGACAACCCGGCGUUCGACGAAGAGUCUGACGAGUUCGACGAGAACUCGCUCAAGUCGAGUGGCAUCGGGUCUUCCAUCGUGGCCGCCCAGCGCGACGACGUCUACGCUUUCGGCACGUUCCUAUGGGAGCUGGACACAAUGAUCGCCGUUGAGGAAGACCUAGCCAGCUCAAGAGUUCCGGCCGGCGCCGGCGGCAACCCGCACCUGCUCAAGUUCUCGGCCGACUGUCCGAUGGAGCUGCAGGAGCUGGCUCGACAGUGCUGGCAUGAGGUGCCGAGCGAGCGUCCGGACGCCAUCGACGUGCAGGAGGAGCUGGUCCGUGUGCUGGAAGGCCGGCUCACUGUGAGUGGUCAGGCCCCGCCCAACUGGACGCGACCCAGCUACCUGAGCGCCACCAGCGCACUGAGCAGUCUUUCAAGCUCCGAGUUGUCAUCCAAUAUGUCAUCACUGCCGAGCUCGUGCUCUGUGAUGGCCGUGUCCGUGGCCGACCUAUGAGAAGGGCCUUUGAUGUAUUUAUUCGCUUCCCAGACGUUGGAGCACAAUUUUGUCAGCAAGUUCCAAGUGUGUCUUCGUGUGUGAACCGCGAAUCAUCGUCACUCGGAGAACGGUUAGCGUUCCCGAGUAUCGCAAUUGCUAUGCAGAUUGCCUGCAGCUUCGAGGAGUCCCCGAGCGGAAGGGAAGGAAGCUGUCGAGCGUCCAGCAUAGACUUUAGAAAACAUAUAAAACACCGUUACAAGUGAGUGACUUCAACUCGGUA
Molecule: messenger RNA, 3736 nt
Organism: Phytophthora nicotianae INRA-310
Lineage: Eukaryota; Oomycota; Peronosporomycetes; Peronosporales; Peronosporaceae
Product: serine/threonine protein kinase, variant
Exons: 5
Coding region: 676-3474 (932 amino acids)
Biological process (GO): protein phosphorylation
Molecular function (GO): protein tyrosine kinase activity; ATP binding; protein binding
Source: RefSeq, a predicted model, not a curated record